Melanaphis sacchari is the source of this 1143-nucleotide messenger RNA. RefSeq names its product COP9 signalosome complex subunit 5 (gene CSN5). The transcript is spliced from 5 exons. Bases 61 to 1080 code for a protein of 339 amino acids. NCBI's taxonomy places the organism in Eukaryota, Metazoa, Arthropoda, Insecta, Hemiptera, Aphididae. Gene Ontology annotation, cellular component: COP9 signalosome; cytoplasm. Gene Ontology annotation, biological process: protein deneddylation. Gene Ontology annotation, molecular function: metallopeptidase activity; protein binding; deNEDDylase activity. The record is from RefSeq and is a predicted model, not a curated record.
AAACAAAAAAUUGAAAAAAUUAAUAAAUUAUUCUUAUUUUUUGGUUGACAAUUUAGAAGUAUGGCGUCUACAUCGAGGGAUUCCCAAGAAAUCAUUGCCAAAAAGACGUGGGAAUUGGAAAACAAUGUACAAACUGUUAAUACAGUCGACGACAUAUUCAAAUAUGACAAACAACAACAACAAGAUAUUUUGACUGCCAAACCUUGGGAGAAAGACCCACAUUAUUUUAAAGAUAUUAAAAUAUCUGCAUUAGCACUACUUAAAAUGGUCAUGCAUGCUCGAUCUGGUGGUAUUUUGGAAAUAAUGGGUCUUUUACUUGGUAAAGUAGAAGGUAAUACUAUGAUCGUCAUGGAUUCUUUUGCUUUACCUGUUGAAGGAACAGAAACCAGAGUCAAUGCUCAAGCUCAAGCUUAUGAAUACAUGACAGCAUAUAUUGAAUCCGCUAAAGUUGUUGGACGUCAAGAAAAUGCGAUUGGAUGGUAUCACAGCCACCCUGGCUAUGGCUGCUGGUUAUCAGGUAUUGAUGUUUCAACUCAAAUGUUAAAUCAGAAUUUUCAAGAACCUUUUGUAGCAAUUGUAAUUGAUCCAGUUAGAACAAUUUCAGCUGGUAAAGUUUGUUUGGGAGCAUUCCGUACUUAUCCUAAGGGUUAUAAACCAGCAAAUGAAGAACCAUCCGAGUAUCAGACUAUUCCAUUAAAUAAAAUUGAAGACUUUGGAGUACACUGUAAACAAUACUAUUCAUUAGAAGUAAAUUAUUUCAAAUCUUCCCUGGAUCGGCGUUUAUUGGAUUCAUUAUGGAAUAAGUAUUGGGUGAACACUUUAAGUUCGUCCAGUUUGAUAACAAAUGCUGAUUACUUAACUGGUCAAAUAAAUGAUCUUUCUGAUAAACUAGAACAAGCUGACACUUCUCUGAGUCGUACAUUUUUUGAGCCUGUUGACCGUACUAAAACAGAAAAUAAAUUGGUAAAAGCUACUAAGGAUAGUAAUAAAGCUACAAUCGAAAUAUUAUGUGGAUUAAUGUCUCAAACAAUUAAAGAAGCUCUAUUUAAUAGUUGUACACCAAAAAAUAAUCAGCAAUAAAAACAAAUUUGUAUUAUAAUUACCAAGUAAAUAAUUAAGAUUCUCAACAUAACUAAUUAUAAU